UAGGGGUGCAACAACAUAAAAAUUUCCAUAUAGAUGCAUAUAAAGCUUUGGUUCAGCAUUGCAUGUAAAUAUAUAAAAGGACAAAUUGAAAGGGUGUUAUUUGUAAUGCAUAUUUCUGAAAUUCAGAAUAAAUGUCUGUAGGUACUCAGUCAUCUAGGUCAUGGUAGUCUCAAGUGCUAGAGUUGAAGCCAAAAGUCCAGUUGCCUUCAACUGUAGCCCAUAAGACAGAGUAGGCAGACAUCUUGUAUUGGGUUAAAAUUAGUUUUAUAAUCCGUUAAAUGCAGUAAAACCCCUGGUUUUCAGUUUAAUUAUAGACUAUGUGUGUUAUCUUAAAACUAGCUAUUAGCUGUAGCCUGUUUGACAAACGAACAAGUGGGACAAGGAUUUUGUGUUGACCAAAGAAUUGCUUCAUGUUCCGUAACGUAUAACAAAACACAAAUAUGGUAUAUAUUAUAUAUGAUAUAUAAACAAUGACCUGGAUGGAGUAACGGCUAAGAUAACGGUUCUGAGUCCGCUGUUUUAUGAACCCUGUUUCCAUGGUUACGCGGUGACUCGGUAGCGUUUACCACCUGGAGCCGCAGCCUACCGUUGCUGCUCAGGGAUGACUGGUUCGAACAAAUCUACCAGGUGCCGCAGUUCCGCUUAAUAACGAGGUUAUGUUUAAAAUAGAUGUUUUUGUGGCAGCUCCAACAUGAUGACUUUCCAGGUCAACGCAUCUCUGCCUACCGCAAAGGCUUUAAUAUCAGAGGGGAGCUCGAAUUACAGCCAGCGCGGCCCUGAUGCGGCUGGAUAUCCAACAUACAGGAACUUCGGGAUGGGAGCAGGAGGAGGACGGACAGCUUUCAGGCAAAAUAAUCAUAUAAGGAGAAAAUUUCCUGUUAUACAGCCCUUGAGCAAGUCCAGGGAUGGGAAAGCCCUGGUUAGCAGCUUCAUAAUCAGAGGGUCACCUACCUUGGCCAAAGAUGACAAGCUGGAAUUGGAGAAUAAAGCCUCAGAGAAGGACAUCAGUGGGAGGCACUUUCUCUUUGAUAAAAGAUGUGCAAGUUUAGAGAGGACCAGAACUGUGAUUCCUCCACUGCCAAGAGACUACCAUGUGCACAGACCUGGCAACCUGCAUCCCUUCAGCCUCUCCAAGGAGCUUUCCCACAGCCAUGCAGGGCGGCCCUUCACCCUGGGCUACCCUGAGAGAUAUGAACUGAACACAAGUCCAGCCAUCCUCUUUCCCUCCGCUUUAGUCCUCAAUGGCAGAAACACCUUCUCAGUUGAAAACUGCAAGCUCAGCAGGCCUAAGGUGAAUUAUCCAACCUACAACCUACUGACUGUUAAAGACAAUCAGAAGAGCCAGUCCUAUCCAGACCCAGUGGUCGGAGCCUCUCGCUCUUUUAUCCACAGGAUAUCUGAGCUGUCCUCUUUGGAGGCCGAGACAGUGAGGCAAGAAAGGCUCAAGAAAAUGCGGAAACCUAAAAAACCUCCAUCCUGACAAUCACCUUCUUCCCAGUCACACUGGUCGAGGAUUAAAACUUUCGAGUCUGUGCCAAUGACAUCUGAACGGAAUAAAACAUUUAGGGCACCAAGUUCAUUUCAGUGGCUUGUUCUGACUGCUUGUUUAUCCUCAGUGAUAUUAGUUUGCUGCUUAACAUGGCUGGUCUUCACAUUUUGGGAUUCCUGACCUGCAGCUUCUCUCUUAGUGACCACAUGUAGAAUUUACUGUGGUAACUUGCAGCAUUUGCUCAACAAUAAAUGCUAAUGAUGAAUAUUGAAUAAAGUACACAUUUUCUAUUAUAGCACAUCUGCAUAUUUAUUUUACCUUUUUAAUGGCUUGCAAUGGCUGUUAUGUAUUACUGCCAUAUUUUUUUGCUGUAUCAUCAAUAUGUUGCAGAUGCUGUCCGGCUUGGAUCUCAUUACAACAGUGUUUCAAACAUUGCCGUUAUAUACUAAUCAGGCUUUGUUCAGCAAGUGGAACAUCUAUGUACAUAUCAAAUAGUUUAGUUAAACUAUUAUUGUGCCUUGUAAAACGUCUUCCUGAAAUUAAACAAAUUUAUUUUUCAUAU
Molecule: messenger RNA, 2051 nt
Organism: Lates calcarifer (barramundi perch)
Lineage: Eukaryota; Metazoa; Chordata; Actinopteri; Centropomidae
Exons: 7
Coding region: 692-1480 (262 amino acids)
Source: RefSeq, a predicted model, not a curated record